AAGUCCCGCAGCGGCCCAAAAGUUCGGCCCGAUAGUCCUGAGCCUGGCCGCAUGCAGCUUCCAUGGAGCUAAAUGAGGGCUUUUUGGAAGAGCUCCUGGGACUUCUUGCAGAGCAGCACGCGGCGCUGGUUGGCCUGAUCCAAGAUCAUCGCGACCAGUUGCAAGAUGCCAGGAGAGAGCUGCCAGCGACCUGGCCUGGCCCAGGCGCGCAGCUCUGCGCAGUGGUCUCCCGCCCAGUUCCGCUGGACGAGAGCGCAGACCCGGUGCCAGAAAGCCCUUGGAAGACCGGUGAGCCGAGCCAAAGCCCGUCGCCGGACGUCCAGGCUGAGCACUGCUCCUAUGUGGCCCUAAAGAGCAAGAGCUCGGGCACCUUGAAGACAGUGAGCUUUGCAUCCGAAGGAUCGCAAGAAGCCAUGCACCUGCCAGUGCCAUCCUGUCGGGUCUCCGCCUCCAUUUCGACGAGUGUGAAGCCAGCCGACUUUCACCUCACGGAGCGUUCCGUCUCCGCCGCGGCGCUCUGGCGAAGGAAGAUGAGGAGCGUGCUGGACUUUGUGGCAGCAGGCAUGGUGGGGCUGAACUGCCUUCUGCUGAUGGUGGAGCUGGAAUUGGAGGGCCGCGCUGUGGGGGCGCGCCUGGGCACGGUGCAGGAAGCUAAUGACUUCGACACGCUAGUCGUCAAAUUUCAGGUGGUUGACAACGUUUUCAUCUUCAUUUUCACGGCCGAGCUGCUCGCCCGUAUCGGGUUGGAUUGGCCUGAUGGCUUCAGGGAUGUGGCGAAUUGGUUUGACUUCGGCCUGAUUCUUGCGGGCCUGGCGGACUGGGUGUUAAUGGCGCAUCGGAGGCAGGGCCCCUCAUCUACCAUGCGAGUGGUGCGCGCCCUCAAGUCCAUGCGUGCGCUUCGGCUCCUGCGGAGCUUCCGCUUUGUGCGGGGCCUGCGGCUCUUGGUGCAGGCGUGCCAGUGCUUCCUGCCGUCGCUUUGCUGGGCCAUGGUGCUUCUUGGGGUCUUCAUGUCCGUGGGAGCGCUGAUCCUCGGGAACCUCUUACUGGACUUCAGCGCUGACGAGGGCAAGCCGAUGGAAGACCGGCUCUUCAUCUGGGAUCGUUAUGGCACGACCUACCGGGCAAUGUACACCCUGUAUGAGAUCACGCUGUCAGGCAGCUGGCCUACCAAUGUACGGCCAGUUCUGACCAAGGUCAGCCACAGCUACGUGCUGUUUUUCUUGGUCUACAUCACCAUCGUCGUUUUUGCGAUCAUCCGUGUGAUCUCGGCGAUUUUUCUGAAAGAUACGCUUGAUGCAGCGCAGAGCGAUGCGGAGAACCUGGUGGUAGAGAGAUUGCGGAAGAAAGACGAGUAUGUCCAAAAGCUCGCGGGAGUAUUCCGCGCCAUCGACCGGUCCGGCGACGGCAUGAUCACAGAGGACAGGCUUUCAGAUAUGCUGUCCCACCCGAAGGUUGCCGCCUACUUUCAGACGCUGGACGUAGACGUGCAAGAGAGCAAGGCGUUGUUCCACAUCAUCGACAAUGGUGAUGGUGAGCUCACUCUGGACGAGUUCAUUGAUGGCAUCAUGCGCUGCAAAGGGCAGGCGCGCUCCAUCGACCUCCUCACCGUGCGUACUGAGCUCCGCGCCUUGGACACGAAGAUCGCGGAGGUGCUGCGCAAGCUGCAGAAGGUCCAGCGAAAGGCUGGCUGACAGGGCAGGGCUUGCAAGUCUCACUGGGGACACAGACAGAAUGGUUAGAGCUGACUCGUUUGAGUGGUGUCCCCAGUUUUUUGAGAUCAGGUCUGGCGCCGGAGGGUGCUAAUUGGUGCCAAUUGGUGCCCAGUUUUUCCUUUCAGAUCGAAAGGGCGCCGUCCUUGCGUCUCCGAGGGCAUGGCCCACGGAAGGGCCCCAAAUGUGUCGCUUGAGUUGGCGAACCCCAGAAGGCCUAUCGCAAGGCUUGGUCAAUGACUCCAGUGUCCAAACCGGAGCCCAACGUCAUGGGAAGAGUUUUGGUAUCCAGGCGGGUAGGUGCAAGUUGAUGGCAUACUUGCUCGUUUCCACCUUUCAUCGGGACCAUGGGA
This is a messenger RNA of Effrenium voratum, 2062 nucleotides long. Lineage: Eukaryota; Dinophyceae; Suessiales; Symbiodiniaceae. The record is from the annotation of a GenBank genome assembly.